AUGAAGUUUUCUGUCUCGCUUGUUUCCUUCUCGCUCGUUGUCGCUGGACUCGUGGAGGCCGCCCAUAUCAGCAACCUGCAGCACCUCAAAGCCGCGCAAAAAGUUGGUCUCCGGCGCCGUGGCGGUCCAUCCGCAACUUACCCUGGCACAGUGACUGCGACCGCAACUACCUCUAGUGCUGCGCCGUCCAGCACUCCCACCAAUGGCUCUAGCUCGCCACUCCCUGGUGGUAUCAAGCGUGGACUCUCGUUCAAUGACGCGUCGCUGACUGAGCAAUUCACUUCGAGUCAAGUCAGCUGGGCAUACAACUGGGGUCAGACCUACUCGGGUAGCAUACCCGAGGGGGCGAUGUUUAUCCCUAUGCUCUGGGGGGACUCUAGUUCAUUCACAUCGACCUGGUCUGCAAACGCCCAGGCAGCCAUCAACAACGGCUCUAAGGUUCUCUUCUCGUUCAACGAGCCUGAUGACUCCUCGCAGGCCAACAUGACGCCGCAGGAGGCCGCAAGUGCGUGGAUGCAGUACAUGGAGCCUUUCGCAGGCAAGGCGACACUCGUGUCUCCUGCGGUCACGAAUGGCGGCGCUCCUAUGGGCGAGACAUGGCUCGACCAAUUCGUGAGCGCAUGCAGUGGCUGCACGAUCGACGCGUUUGCGAUGCACAUUUACGACUCGGCAACAAACGAGGCGUACUACCAGUCAUACAUCUCCGGCUUCGUUCAGAAGUAUGGGAAGCCUGUUUGGGUGACUGAGUUUGGCGCGACUGGCAACUCUUCGCAAGUUCAAACAUUCUUGAGCAGCAUGGUGUCCUACCUGGACAACCUGGACGGCCUGGCAGCCUACGCGUGGUUUAUGGACGAAGUUGGAAACUUGGUCAACAGCGACGGCAGCCUCACGUCGCUUGCGGAGGCUUAUGUGGCCUAG
This is a messenger RNA of Fibroporia radiculosa, 918 nucleotides long. RefSeq lists its product as uncharacterized. The transcript has 5 exons. Gene Ontology annotation, cellular component: fungal-type cell wall. The coding region runs from base 1 to 918 and encodes 305 amino acids. The record is from RefSeq and is a predicted model, not a curated record. Lineage: Eukaryota; Fungi; Basidiomycota; Agaricomycetes; Polyporales; Fibroporiaceae. Gene Ontology annotation, biological process: fungal-type cell wall polysaccharide metabolic process.